Molecule: messenger RNA, 6602 nt
Organism: Meriones unguiculatus (Mongolian gerbil)
Lineage: Eukaryota; Metazoa; Chordata; Mammalia; Rodentia; Muridae
Gene: Tab3
Product: TGF-beta activated kinase 1 (MAP3K7) binding protein 3
Exons: 10
Coding region: 515-2662 (715 amino acids)
Cellular component (GO): extracellular exosome
Molecular function (GO): ubiquitin binding
Source: RefSeq, a predicted model, not a curated record
CCCGAGACCGGAUCCAGGAAAUACGAGGCGGGCCUCAGUGGGAGGGACGGAGCGAAGGAGGAGGGAGCAAGGGGGCGGCGGCAGCGGUGGCUCACACCGGAUCUGCCCUCGGCGCGCCGCGCAACGGAGGGGUGUCGGGGAAUCAGUGUCCGCUCGGACCCCCCCACCCCCCGUGGCAGCCAGCCAAGGGAGUGAGGGCCAAGUGGCGGAGCUUGGAGCGGCUGCGAGGGCUUGGACAGUGUGGCCAAGAUUUUUUUCAAGUUAUUCACCCUGAAUUAUAGUGUGAUCAACUUUACAAGGUGUCUUAGUUGAAGUUUUGUCAAUUGGGAAAUUGAAGAUUUCUUGACUACUGAAAAGAAGGUCAUUUCAGAGCUGGAGAUGUGAAUAAAAGACUCUUCCAGAACUCAUAGAACAUAUUGAGUAGAAAAUGACAGAGGUGUUGGAAGAUUAUUACUUUUGGAAGGCCUGUUAAUAUCCAUUUCCUAAGAGACACUUGACCAACAUUUACUCUGGCAUGGCGCAAAGCAGUCCACAGCUUGAUAUUCAGGUUCUCCAUGAUCUCCGACAACGUUUUCCAGAAAUUCCAGAGGGUGUGGUAUCUCAGUGCAUGUUACAGAAUAACAACAAUCUAGAAGCCUGUUGCCGAGCCCUUUCCCAGGAGAGCAGCAAAUACUUGUAUAUGGAAUACCAUAGUCCAGAAGACAAUAGAAUGAACAGAAAUCGCCUUUUGCAUAUUAAUCUGGGUAUCCAUUCUCCUAGUAGCUACCACCCAGGAGAUGGAGCUCACCUCAAUGGUGGUCGAACACUGGUACAUAGUUCAAGUGAUGGACAUAUUGAUCCUCAGCAUACAGCAGGCAAACAGUUGAUAUGUUUAGUUCAGGAACCACACUCAGCUCCAGCUGUCGUGGCUGCUACUCCAAACUAUAAUCCAUUUUUUAUGAAUGAACAGAACAGAAGUACAGCUACUCCUCCUUCACAGCCACCUCAGCAGCCAUCUUCCAUGCAAACAGGAAUGAAUCCAUCUGCUAUGCAAGGGCCUUCACCACCACCACCUCCAUCUUACAUGCACAUACCUCGGUAUAGUACAAAUCCAAUUACUGUUACAGUGUCCCAAAACCUCCCUUCUGGACAGACUGUACCAAGAGCUUUACAGAUUCUUCCACAAAUUCCAAGCAAUCUCUACGGAUCUCCUGGUUCUAUUUAUAUUAGACAGACAUCUCAGAGUUCAUCAGGAAGACAGACUCCUCAAAAUGCUCCAUGGCAGUCCUCACAACAAGGUCCAGUGCCUCAUUACAGCCAACGUCCUUUACCUGUUUAUCCACAUCAACAGAACUAUCAACCUUCUCAGUAUUCUCCUAAACAACAGCAGAUUCCCCAGUCCGCUUACCAUUCACCGCCUCCUUCUCAGUGUCCUUCCCCCUUUAGCUCUCCACAACAUCAAGUACAACCAUCCCAGCUGGGACACCCAAGCUCUCAUGUGUUUAUGCCACCUAGUCCUUCAACUACUCCACCCCACCUAUAUCAACAAGGACCUUCUAGUUAUCAGAAACAGGGAAGUCAUUCAGUAGCCUAUCUCCCUUACCCAGCAUCUAGCUUACCCAAAGGUUCCAUGAAGAAGAUAGAAAUCACAGUUGAACCUUCUCAACGACCUGGGACAGCAAUAACUAGGAGUCCUUCACCCAUCAGUAAUCAACCAUCUCCAAGGAACCAGCACUCACUGUAUACCGCCACCACGCCACCUUCAAGUUCUCCGUCAAGAGGGAUAUCUAAUCAACCCAAACCUCCAUUUAGUGUUAAUCCUGUAUAUAUUACAUAUACACAGCCAACUGGACCUUCAUGUGUUCCAUCACCAUCUCCUCGGGUGAUACCAAACCCAACCACAGUCUUUAAAAUUACUGUAGGCCGAGCAACAACUGAAAAUCUUUUAAAUUUAGUGGACCAAGAAGAACGCUCUGCAGCACCAGAACCUAUUCAGCCUAUUUCAGUGAUACCAGGCUCUGGGGGAGAAAAAGGGAACCACAAGUAUCAGAGGAGUUCUAGUUCUGGGUCAGAUGACUAUGCCUAUACACAAGCCUUGCUGUUACAUCAGCGAGCAAGAAUGGAGAGGUUAGCAAAGCAAUUGAAACUUGAAAAAGAGGAGCUGGAGCGGUUGAAGGCUGAAGUAAACAGUAUGGAACAUGACCUGAUGCAGAGACGGCUCAGAAGGGUCAGUUGCACCACUGCAAUCCCCACGACUGAGGAAAUGACAAGAUUGAGAAGCAUGAACAGACAACUCCAAAUAAAUGUUGACUGUACACUGAAAGAAGUUGACCUCCUUCAAUCUAGAGGAAACUUUGAUCCAAAAGCCAUGAAUAAUUUUUAUGACCAUAUAGAACCUGGACCAGUUGUACCACCGAAGCCAUCUAAAAAAGACUCCUCAGACCCCUGUACAAUUGAGAGAAAAGCCCGAAGAAUUAGUGUGACGUCCAAAGUACAAGCAGAUGUCCAUGAGUCCCAGGCAGCAGCUACAGAUGAACAUUUAAGUGGCUGCAAACAGAGUCCUCGGACACAACCCCGAGAUGAGGAUUAUGAAGGAGCUCCGUGGAAUUGUGACAGCUGUACCUUUCUCAACCACCCUGCACUGAAUCGCUGUGAACAGUGUGAGAUGCCGCGGUACACUUGAGUUCAGAAGAAUUGGUACCAGGUUGAAAGUGAAACUUUGAGCACUCACUGAAAGAAAAGGAAACCUUGGGGUUGUGUUCAUCUGCCCAGCCUUUUCGUUUCUUGAUUGCCCUGGGGGAGGAGGAGGAAUGGCACUCUGGCCACUGGGCUUACAAAAGGGAAAAUGGGGAGGUCUUUCUCUUUUCCUUUCUUAACUCAUUACAGAGUGAGAGGUAGAAGGGGAUACUUGAAACUGGGAAAGGAUUCAUUCCUGAAAGAAUGUACACAAAGAACUUAAGGGCUCUUCUGUGGAAUCCCAGUUGUUAAAGUUACUGCUGAAUGGUUCUUACUUUUUAAAGGUGAAAUUUGAAUUAUGGUAGGACAUGUUACAGUUUAUGCAGACAAACUGUGAAUUCCAGAGCAGACUUACAUGGUCACAGCUCUCUGGAAACCAAGGCUUCCUGUGCCUCUUCCUGCUGCUUCCUGUGAAGAGAUGGACAGGAAAAAGCACCCAGGAUAUGUUUUAUUUUCCUUUUGCAAAAUAAUGAAUUUAUUUGUAAUUGCUGCUUUUUUCGGGGAUAAUUUCAAACACAUUCAUAUGCAAACAGGAUACUUUAAAAUGUGAUUUGUAGUAGUCAGGAAUUAGGCAUAUCAUGCCCUUUGUGAGAAAAGUACAAUCAGAGGUAGUAAUAUCUCUUUUGCUUGAACAGUGGUUCAUCAAGCUACAUUGACACUGGUAACUAAGACCUACUUAUGCCACAUAGAUUAUUGUAUACUUUCUUAGGUUAUUGAUUUUAAAAGUAAUUAAGUAUGGUUUUACAAAAUUACAUUCUCAUAAAUCCGUGCUUUGCAGUAGCACAGUGAAUGUAUGCCAAAUGCAAGUCCAUUCCAAAUCCCAUUGGAAAUCCUAAGCUCAGCUGUGGUUCUUAAGAAAUGCUUGCAGUAUAUAGGGCCUCCCACUUCUGGUUUGUGAUGAAUACAUGAUGUUUACAGCACAGAAGAUACUUUGUACCAUAGUUCUAAUUUAGCUGAAAAAGUCAAUAUGAGCUAUUUAUUUGCACAUGUGUUAACCAGCCAAUGAGAGGGAAAUUGAAGUUGCAUCUUUGGAAGAGCAAGAUAAGACUACUCAAUAAAUAUGGUUGGGCUGGGGAUACAGCUCAGUGGAAGUUCAGUAGCCUAGCAUACACAAGGUGCUCUUAAGUAGGGAAAGAAAAAAAAAUACCAUCGAAAGAAUGAUGUAUAUAGGGGGUUGAAUUUUUUUUUUUUUUAGUUGAACAGACAGAUCAUACUGAAAUCUGACAGUUCAGGGAAUACUAAAGCACUACUUAAGAAACAGAAUGCAGUGUGAAUACACUGAAAAAGAUAAUAUAUCAAGCCUCUUGCUGUGAUGUAUCAUGAGAAAAAUAAUAAUAGUAUAUUCAAGUAGGUUUCUGCCUUAAAUUUCCUUCUUGGCUUAGAAUUGAAUUUUGGAAUUUCUCCCCAUUUUAGGUGAACAUAGACAGCAAUAAAGUUGGUAGGUUUAUUAUGUCCUGAAGGAUUUUACCUGAGGUCAUAACCUUAGGAAUACCAGGUUUGUCCCCACCUCCUAUAUACACAGGCACUUUGUACUGUCACUCUUGUCAUUUAGCAGUAAUGUCUGCAGACCUGGAAAAACAAGCUGCACUCAAUAGCAUUUUGAAACCAAAGGAAUAACUCAUUGUAGUUUUCUAUUAGAAUCAUAAUCUUACACAUUGCAUAUAGCCUCCAUAUGUGGUGAAUGCCCCAAAAUACAUCCAUUUGUCUCAUGAAGAGCAUGAUUAUGUAAUUACUGGUAAAUAUCUGUCACACAACUGUGGCAAAACUGUGAAAAUAAUAAUGGUAGAAAAGCAGACAGGCUCAAAACUAUGGACUUAGAAAGGUUGAAAUGCUUGUGACACGGGUCUCUUGUCAGUCCCCAGUACCAGUCUAGCAGUCCUACUGUUCUUUAAGGUGCCCUUGCCUUUGUGUGAAUUCUUGUCUCUCUUAGUGAUAAAGCACUUCACUUGCUGUUACAAAACAAAUCAGGGGGAACAUACACCUUACUUGGUAUAUCUACCUAAAAGAUAUACAAGUUUUUGUAGUAAAAUGCUGAAAUACCAAUAUGGUACUUGUCAGUUGAAAAUAAAAGUAGCAUGUGUGAAAAGUAUGAUGCUUUAUUAAAACCAUGUAGAUGAUACUAAAACUAUUGCAUGAAUAUACACCAAGGUCAAUAAGCUGUUACCGUUUCAGUCCUUUGGUGAUAGUCAAUCAUUUCUUUCACCUGCCAGAAAAAAUGAGGCAACGGUUGAUUGGCUUGGUAUGGAAGGUAGGUAUGAGACAUCAGAGGAACUUUAAGGAAGUUUUGUACAGUUAGGUUUUAGUUCACAAGUUUCAUAUGCCCACAUAGGCUGUACUCAAUUCCUAAAAGUAAACAAAAUAGCUUGACACUGAAGUCCCAUAUAUAGACUGUUCCUUAGCUAUUACCAGUUCGAGUAAGAAUUCAUUGAACCUUCCAAGUGUUUUCAUUUUUCCCAGAAUGUUCUCCUGGUCAGAUUAUUGUACAUAAGCAAGUGGUUGCCAUAUAAUGGUAGGGUAGAACUUGGGUGAUGCCUGCUGCUUAGGUGUCCAUGCCCUUUGGAUUAGUUGGUGCACUCUUAUUUCAUGUAAGAGGCUUCCUUUCUUAAAAUACUAGUUUGAUGUAUCUGGUAACACAGACCUGACUCUACAUUUUACAUUUCACUAUUUCUGUAAGCUGGAUUUUUAGAAAGCAUGUUUCCAUGUGUUAAAAGAACAUUACCGCCACACACACACACCCCCCCCCACUAAAUUUUGGAGUUCUUAAAGUUUAAAGUGGAAAUAGAGGAGCCACAAACUUCUAAGCAUUUUUAAAUGUUUUGGAUUGAUACGGAUGUAGUUUGAGAGAAGAUAGAGGCAGGGAAUAUUAAAGAAACAAAAGAAAUACAUUGUACAAAUAUGUAGUUUUUAGAGAAGAUUAAUGAUGGUGGAGGAAAGUAUUGCUAAUUUGUUUAUUUCCCAGGAAGAAAUGGGAAGUGUGAUAUGCAGUUUAAUUUUUAAGGAGCUGGUCUCAAUUUUAGUACUUUCUAAAUAUAAAAGAAAUCAAUGUUUCCUUAAAUUUUGUCAUUUGUCACAGUUAUCUAGGGGUUCAUAUCCAACUCUGUAGCAACUCAAUUUUAUAUAGUCUUUUAAAAAGUAAUUGUUUUAUGUAUUUCUGAGAGUAUGAAGAGAAAGAAUAUGAGGCAUAGAACUGUCUUUUAGAAAUAUCAGUGAUGUAUCCUGGAAUGUGAAGAUGUCCUUUCAAGAUUACAAAUUGAAUUAUUUUAAUAAUGUACCACUGUUAGACCUUGAAUGACUCUGUGUUGCAGUAUGUGUCUGUAUAUCUGUAGAGAAAGGGAAAUGACAAUUGAAAUGUUACUUUAAAAACUUAGAAUUGGGCACUGUCUGUGUUGCACCACUACUGUAUCUUCUUUUGAAAGAAUUGACAGUAUUUCCCUGUUGUGAAAGUUAAUUCUGAUGAUGUUUCAGAGUCACCAGAUUUUUUUCUGUAUUAUUUUGCAUCCCCAAAUAUUUAGUACAUGUAAAAUUGUGCAUGGCUUGGGCAUUCCAAGAUAACAGAAUGAUGAGUCAAUUUUAGUUUCUAAAGCCAUAAAAAGUUGCUUUGAGACUGAACAGUUCUGAGUUAUUUAUAACAACACCCAUUGUCCAUGUUUCUUUCUCAAUUGUAAAAGAAUUGAUCAGUUUCUUCAUUAAGGCUGCAAGAAAUUAAUUAAAUCUUGUAUAUACCAUAUCUCUUAGAUUUUUGUGUAUGCUGUGAAGGACAUUAUUUUGAGGAGAAAUUGUACAAAGGCAUAUUAAAAGGCUAUGCAUGCACUGUACCUCCAAGCAGUACAUAUUCAGAAAGUCAAAGUUUCCUGCAAAAUAAAUUAAUAAACUAAAAACAUACUCUA